AGUUUCGCAUUGUCACCGCAUGAGGUCUCCAACAUCAGUUCGGAGUUCGCACGUCACUCCUGUCAACCCUUGAGCUAAUUGGCCACUGUUGGAACGGGCCUAAGAAUAUUCAAGAUAGUCAGUGAAAAAUAUGAAAAUAAUUAUUAUAUCCAAAACAAGACUUAGGACUUCUAACAGUUAAUAUCAUUCAAUGCAUCAAAAUUUUUAUAGAAGUGAAUAAUUUAUAAAAUUUAUAUAUACAUAUAUUUAUAAAAUGGCCGGUAAUUUUUGGCAAAGUUCACAUCACCAGCAGUGGUUACUAGAUAAACAAGAUUUAGUUAGAGAACGUCAACAUGAUUUAUCAAUAUUAACAGAGGAAGAAUAUCAAAAAAUAUUCAUCUUUUUCUCUAACAUGAUACAGAUGCUAGGUGAACAAUUAAAAUUGAGGCAACAAGUGAUAGCUACUGCAACAGUUUAUUUUAAAAGAUUUUAUGCUCGCAAUAGCUUAAAAUGUAUAGAUCCACUAUUAUUAGCUCCUACAGCAGUCUUUUUGGCAUCAAAAGUAGAAGAGUUUGGAGUAAUUUCUAAUACUAGAUUAAUAACAACAAUGGGAACUGUAGUUAAAAACAAGUUUAAUUAUGCAUAUACGCAAGAAUUCCCAUAUCGUACAAAUCAUAUUUUAGAAUGUGAAUUUUAUCUUUUGGAACAUUUGGAUUGCUGUUUAAUAGUAUAUCAACCAUACCGUCCCUUGUUAACAUUAAUUCAGGAUGUGGGACCAGAUGAUCAAUUACUUACUCUUGCAUGGCGUAUUAUUAAUGACAGUUUAAGAACAGAUGUAUGUUUAUUAUAUCCACCUUACCAAAUAGCUAUUGGUUGUUUGCAAAUAGCUUGUGUGAUAUUGCAGAAAGACCUUAAAUCGUGGUUUGCAGAAUUAAAUGCAGAUAUGGAAAAGAUUCAAGAAAUAGCACGAUAUAUAAUUAAUCUCUAUGAAUUGUGGAAAAGAUAUGAUGAGAAGAAUGAGAUUCAAAGUUUACUGGCUAAAAUGCCAAAACCAAAAGCAGCACCACAACGUUGACAUCAAAUUUCCUGUUCGCCAAACCUUUGGGAUUCUUGUUAAUACACCAUGAAUAUUUUAAUAAAAAAAAUAAA
This is a messenger RNA of Camponotus floridanus (Florida carpenter ant), 1128 nucleotides long. RefSeq names its product cyclin-C (gene CycC). Bases 254 to 1054 code for a protein of 266 amino acids. Gene Ontology annotation, biological process: positive regulation of transcription by RNA polymerase II. Gene Ontology annotation, molecular function: cyclin-dependent protein serine/threonine kinase regulator activity. The record is from RefSeq and is a predicted model, not a curated record. Gene Ontology annotation, cellular component: mediator complex; nucleus. NCBI's taxonomy places the organism in Eukaryota, Metazoa, Arthropoda, Insecta, Hymenoptera, Formicidae. The transcript is spliced from 5 exons.